This is a messenger RNA of Choloepus didactylus (southern two-toed sloth), 6144 nucleotides long. It is a transcript of the gene PER2, whose product is annotated as period circadian regulator 2. Gene Ontology annotation, molecular function: transcription corepressor binding; transcription cis-regulatory region binding. Gene Ontology annotation, cellular component: nucleus; cytoplasm. Gene Ontology annotation, biological process: circadian regulation of gene expression; entrainment of circadian clock by photoperiod; negative regulation of transcription by RNA polymerase II. The record is from RefSeq and is a predicted model, not a curated record. NCBI's taxonomy places the organism in Eukaryota, Metazoa, Chordata, Mammalia, Pilosa, Megalonychidae. The transcript has 23 exons. The coding region runs from base 450 to 4082 and encodes 1210 amino acids.
GCGAGUCGGCGGCGGCGGUGCGGGCAGGCGCUGCGCGGCCGGCUGUCGGACGGACUGACGCGGGAACCGACCGACGGGCGGCCGGCGGGCGGAGGACGCACCUCGGCGAUCCCAGGUGACAGGGAGGCUGGGCCAGGCUGGGAACCAGCACUGGGUGGUGAUGGACGAUGUUGUCUGGCUGCUGACCGGGCCCCAGGAACAUGCCGGGCUGUGGCUGCCGCGUCCCGCCGCCUUCCCAUCUCUCGGCCUGUGGGGGCUCAGUGACCAGGAGCAGAGGACUGGCUUGAGGAAGUGACUCCUUGUGAUUGCUCCCUACCGGCUGCCGCUGUAUUUAGUAACACGUGGAGAGAUGGUCAAGUGGGGUGCCCUGCCGACCGCCCCGGUAGUUCCCUGCGCCUGUGAGGCCUGGAAACCUCUCUCUCCUUUCCAGCCUGAUUCCAGCGCCCACCAUGAAGGCAUUCACGGAAUUUUCUCCCAGCCCGCGCAGCCCCUCCAAGGAGCCCCCGGGAGCCCCGGCCGGCUGGGCCCCGCUGCCCGAGGACGUCGACAUGAGCAGCGGCUGCAGCGGAAACGAAGCCAACGACAGCUGCUCGGCGGGGCGGGCCUCGCGGGGCAGCGACGGCGACAGCGACGGGGCCGGGAAGGAGCUGCGGAUGCUGGUGGAGCCACCGCUGGGCCAGAGCCCAGAUGCCUUCAGCCUGGUGAUGGGGAAGUCCGCGCACAACCCCUCUACGAGCGGCUGCAGCAGUGAACAGUCUGCCAAAGCAGACACACAUAAAGAAUUGAUAAAAACGCUGAAGGAGCUGAAGGUCCAUCUCCCUGCAGACAAGAAGGCCACGGGGAAAGCCAGCACGUUGGCAACCUUAAAGUACGCCCUGAGGAGCGUGAAGCAGGUGAAAGCGAAUGAGGAGUACUACCAGCUGUUAAUGUCCGGUGAGCACUGUCCCUCCGGCCUCGCCGUGCCCUCCUGCACGGUAGAAGAGAUCGAGAACGUUGCCUCUGAGUACAUUGUGAAGAAUGGGGAGAUGUUUGCCGUGGCCGUGGCCGUGGCCACUGGGAAGAUUCUGUACAUCUCCAACCAAGUUGUGUCCAUGUUUCACUGCAAGAAGGACACCUUCACGGAUGCCAAGUUCGUGGAGUUCCUGGCACCUCACGAUGUCGGCGUGUUCCACAGCUCCACCACCCCGCGCAAGCUUCCCUCGUGGGGCACCUGCCGCGGCGUGGAUUCCUUCACUCAAGAGUGCAUGGAGGAGAAAUCUUUCUUUUGUCGUGUCAGCGCCGGCCGCAGCCACGAGGGCGAGCUCCGCUACCGGCCCUUCCGCAUGACGCCCUACCUGGUGCGCGUGCGCGGCCCGCCGGGCGCCGGCUGCCAGCUGGGCUGCGUGCUGCUGGCGGAGCGGGUGCACUCGGGCUACGAAGCCCCUAGAAUUCCGCCUGAAAAGAGAAUUUUUACAACCACACACACCCCUAGUUGUUUGUUCCAGGAUGUGGACGAAAGGGCAGUCCCCCUCCUGGGCUAUCUACCUCAAGACCUGAUGGAGACCCCCGUGCUCCUGCAGCUGCACCCCAGCGACAGGCCCUUGAUGCUCGCCAUCCACAAAAAGAUCCUGCAGUCGGGCGGGCAGCCUUUCGACUACUCUCCCAUUCGGUUCCGCGCCCGCAACGGGGAGUACGUCACGCUGGACACCAGCUGGUCCAGCUUCAUCAACCCGUGGAGCCGGAAGAUUUCCUUCAUCAUCGGGAGACACCGAGUCAGGGUGGGCCCUUUAAACGAGGACGUGUUUGCGGCUCCCAGGUGCGUGGAGGAGAAGGCCCUGCACCCCGGCGUUCAGGAGCUCACGGAGCAGAUCUACAGGCUGUUGCUGCAGCCCGUCCCGCACAGCGGCUCCAGCGGCUACGGGAGCCUGGGCAGCAACGGGUCCCACGAGCCCCUCAUGAGCCAGACCUCCUCCAGCGACAGCAAUGGCCACGAGGACGCGCGCCGCAGGAGACCAGCAGUUUGUAAAAAUGGUAACAAGGCCAAAAGCAAAAGUCAUUAUUCUCUUGAAUCUGGAGAACAAAAGAGAAAAAUUGUAACAGAAGUGCAAAGUAGCUCCCCUGUUCAGCUGAACGCCGUCUCAGCUGCAGAAAGAGACAGUGGCAGUGCCAGCCUGCCCAAGGUGGGCUUUGCAGAGGAGCUGGCCUGCAGGGACCAGCCCGCCUGCUCCUACCAACAAAUUAGCUGUCUGGACAGCGUCCUCAGGUACCUGGAGAGCUGCAGCGAGGCCGCCAGACUCAAGAGGAAGUGUGAGUCCCCGGCAAAUAUCCCCACGCUGAACUCCAGCGAUAAGCGCAAGGCCACGGGCAGCACGGGGCUGCAGCCCGCAGGGGCGGUGGCGCUGGUGCACACGGCUCUGCUGGAGCCCCCGGAGGUGAACAGCCACGCAGACGUGGGCGCUCGCUUCGCCCCCCUGGUGCUGCCUGGCAAGGCGGAAAGCAUGGCGUCCCUCACCAGCCAGUGCAGCUACAGCAGCACCAUCGUGCAUGUCGGGGACAAGAAGCCACAGCCAGAGCUAGAAAUGAUAGAAGAUGCCACGAGUGGGGCCGAGUCCCUGGAGGGCCGGGCCGGCCCUGCCCCGAGCCGCAGCCUCAGCCCCGACCAGGAGCCCUUGGCGCAGCUGGGCCUCACCAAGGAAGUGCUGGCGGCUCACACCCUGAAGGAGGAGCAGAGCUUUCUGCAUAAGUUCAAGGAAGUAAGGAGACGCAACGUUUUCCAGUCUCGCUGCCAUUAUUACCUACAAGAAGGAUCCAAGGGGCCGCUGAGCGAGCGAACUGCUCCUGGAUUAAGAAGUACUUUUGGGAUCGAGUCAUCUUGGAAAAAAACUGGGAAGAACAGAAAGCUGAAGACCAAACGGGCCAGGCCCAGCAGGUCCUCCAAGAGCUCGGCGUCUGGGGGGCCGGCACCCCCACAGCCCCCGCUUGUGGGCCUCAGCGCCACGGCCUGGGCGCCAUCCCAGCCCAGCCGCCCCGCGGCACCCUUCCCCGGCCCGGUGGCCGCCUUCCCGCUGCCCGUGUUCCCGGCGCCCGCGGCCCCGGUCAUGGCCUUCGUGGUCCCCGGCUUCCCCUUCCCCGCCGCGCCACCGGGCCUGCCCGUGCCCCCCUGCCCCGGCCAGCCCCUGCCCGCCGCCGAGACGCCCCCGGGCCGGACCCUGCUCCCCAUGCCGCCGGCUGCCGGGACCGUAGGCAGGGCCUCGCCGCUCUUCCAGUCCCGCGGCAGCUCGCCCCUGCAGCUCAACCUGCUGCAGCUGGAGGAGGCCCCCAACGGCACUGAAUGCCAGGCUGGCAUGGCACGGGGCCGCCCGCCUCAGGCGCCUCCUGUGCUCCGCCAGCCCACCGAUGCCCACAACAGCGACGCCCUCUCCACGUCCAGCGACCUGCUUGACCUCUUGCUGAACGAAGACCUCUGCUCGGCCACUGGCUCGGCCCUGUCCGGGAGCGGGGCCUCCGCCACCUCGGAUUCUCUGGGUUCUGGGUCGCUGGGCUGUGACGCAGCCAGAAGUGGGACAGGCAGCAGUGACACAAGUCACACCCGCAAGUAUUUCGGCAGCAUUAACUCUUCAGAGAAUAAUUGCGGUGCACGGAUGAGUGCGGCCACGGAGGACAGCCAGUGCAUCCUCAAGCGCACACUCCAGGACCCCGUCUGGCUGCUGAUGGCCAACACGGAUGGCGGCGUCAUGAUGACCUAUCAGAUGCCUUCCCGAAACUUGGAAUCAGUUUUGAAGGAGGACAGAGAGAAGCUGAAACUACUGCAGAAAUUCCAGCCCCGGUUCACAGAGGCCCAGAAGCAGGAGCUGCGAGAGGUCCACCCUUGGGUGCGGGCGGGCAGGCUGCCCACAGCCAUCCACGUGGCGGAAUGUGUUUACUGUGAAAACGAGGAAAAAGGCAGCAUUUGUGUGCGGUACAAGGAAGACAUUCCUGCUGUGGGGCUCAGCGACGUGACGGAUGCCAAAGAAGGGGAAAACGGACACCGCCCGGGUCAGGAAGACAAAAAAAGACGUAGAGUCCCCCUCCGCCCAGCCCCGAGGGGCAGCGACCUGCGUUAGGCGGGACUUAGAAGAGGCCGAGGAGGGUCUUCCCGUUUGUUUCUAAGGAAAUGAACACAUAAACAUAUUGCUUUUUUGUUUUAGAAAAAAACAUAGUUUAUCAGAAGUGAUUUAAAACACUGUGGAGUCAGGGGAGGUUGGGAAGAAAUAUGUUUUAUAUCUAAAGUGUAAAUGCAGAGUUUGGGGGAACAGGGGAAGAGAGUCAAGUGUACCAUUUGAACUUGAGAAAGACUCUAAAACCUUGUGAGUGUGAGGGAAGUCACCUCGGCUCUCAUGGAAGUCCUUCCCCAGCCAGAGCCCAGCGUCCGCUGACCCCAGUAGCGUCCUACCAGGCUGUGACAAACAGCUGGACGCCACAUGUGGCUCAGCUGAGGACACUGGCCUUCCAGAACCUUCCCAAGAUGUGUUGGGAUUGGAGUCUUGUCCAUGUCAUGAAAAUGUUCAGAUGAAAUUCCAUCCUCCCUCCAGGGCUGCUUUUUAUCUAAAUUGUCAAUUAUUUGAGCUAGAAAUUUUUAACACACCAAAUGGAGACAACAGCCUCUCCUAAUUUUAUUUCAAAAUGUUUCACAUUGAAUGGCGCGAAGCCUAGUUUGGCAGACUGGCGGCUUUGGCUUUAGGUACAGGAGUGGUAAACACCUCGAUCUGAUAGGGCUUUUGUUUACAGAGACCGAGCUUGAAAUGCUCACGGUGGACUCAAGAAGUCUAGUGGUUUCUGUUACCAACUCUAGAAAUGGAGUCAUCUCCACAAAGACCCUUCCAUGUGCUUCUCCUUCGUUCUUGUAUCCAUUUCAAACCCUGACAACCAAUGCGAAGAUAAAAAUCUGUAGUCAGUCAUCUGCAGGGUGGCUUCCCCUGCAAAUCAGGCAUGCAGAUAAGGGCAUGACUGCACUGACCACCACAUUUGGAACCCAUGUGUGUUUGUUCUGUUGGAGCCUCCAGACAUCAAGUCUGGCCCAGCCAAGCUGAGCAGAGCUGCCGGCUGACGCCGUGCCAUUCUGUGUUGCCGGGGGCACAGUGCGCACCCCACCCCGGGGCCCCUGGGCUGGAGCACCGGCCCUCAUUCUUCCAAUGGAGCUGACCGUGCCUGGCACAGCUCCUGGUCUCCGCCAGCUGAUGUCUGUUUUCAGGGCAGCCUGGCUCUCGGGAAGAGGGAGGCCAGGCUUCCCUAGGUUUUGCAAAGCCUCAGGUGGUGUCACAUACCCAAGGAUUGUCUGCAGAAAUUUAAUAAUGGUCCCUGGUGUGGAUAGGUUGCCACUGAUGGGACAACGGACUUAAAAUUGGACUGAGCCUGUAGAGGCUUGAAUGGAACAGGGUUUCCCUGGUUCUUUGAUGGCAAAGCUGCUACUAGGUAGGUGAAGUCUUCAUGUAACCCAGGUGGUUUUCACAGUAAACCCAUUUUAUGGCUGAAUCUUAACCCCCAUUUUUUUCAUAAACUCAAGCCCAAGAAUCCCGUGUUGUUGAUUUUUUAAUUUUCGAAUGAACAUCACCCUUAGAUGCCCAAGAUACGGUAGUAGUGUACGCUUGUGUUGGGCAAGUAGAUGCUCUCAGCUGCUCCCUGCCUCUGAAAUCAGGUAGUUACGGGGAUGGACUGUAGUCUGAAGUUACCUUCAUGUUACCUGGACACUGUCUCACUCUGCUGCUGUGGGAGGUUACCAUCAGCAUUAUUUUAUUAUUUAAUUUAUCCCCACCGAUCGUCCCGCUGCAUAGCUUCGCGGCGUGCAGAGCAGUCAGCUUGUAGGAGCGUUCCGUGUCGAUGUUUACAUGGGGCCAUGCUUCGAGUUGUGUGUUUUCUGUAGUAUGUGUGCAUACGUGAGUGUUUUGGAAACUUUUUCUCGAUUUUAAACUGAGCCUUCUUUUUAAUAUGUUUCUAAAGAGAUUUGUAAAUAAGCUCCCAGACUUCGUGGAAUGGCUUGCUGAGCCUUGCCGGACAAGUGGUUUGUUUGUGUGCAGAACAAGCUUUCCUCUCCCAGUGCAAUAUAUUUGUUUGGCUGCUUGUGUCUUUUUAUGACUUUUUUGCCUUUUAGAAAAUUGGUAAAUAAAGCAAGUAUAUUUUUAUUUUUAA